AUGCCCCACCAGCAAAUGCCUGCGUCCUACCCAGGAGACACCUGCACGAUGACCACAUCGACAGAUGAGUUUGUGUUUGCCGACUCUGCCUAUGAGUCCGAUUCAGCAUCCCAGGGUUCGAACAAGCACACUCGCGGGGCUACGCGUGCUCGCUUCUGCCCAGACAAAACCACCUGGACUGGCUGUCUCUGGCGGCUGUUGACUUGUAUCGUCUCUGUGCUGUUUUCUCUACUCUGGCUGCUCUUAUGUAAGAACCAACUCGCGCCUCAGAGCUGGAAUAGCUCGCGCCCCCAGAUCGUCCUCAACCGCGAGACAUCCCGAAGAAUCCUGACCCCUGUUUUUCUGUUGCUCGCAGCCUCGCAAGCGGGGCAGGGAGAAAUUCUGACUGGCAGGGUUACUGUGUGUGAAGAGUUUGGGGUUGAUCUUGCUCGGAUCCUGAACGAAUACAACCAGUUGCCUAUCCCGCUCGACACGACGCAUCAGUUAUGUGUGCAGAUCGACGCCGUCUUACGGACGCUGGGCCGCAGCAAGAAUAAAAUCGCCUACACCCUAGCCACCGCCAUCCUCGUCAAAUCCACCUGCUCCCUCCUGCAUCUCGACCAAUGCUGGGACGUCGCCGGCCUCCUGAGCUCGAUCGUGGCCAUCCUCCUCGCCGCAGCCGCCGACUACUCCGCCAUGGACGAGGCCACCGCUGCCGAACUAGUGGACAUGCACCCCACAACAUACAAGGACAUCAUGGCCCACGCGCUCCGGGACCGCGGUCUGGGGUAUUCUUCUAUCCUCCCGGUGGCGGUCCCCUGCACCAGCAACGGUGGUGGCAGCGGAGUCCUCAGCGCAGACGACAAGCUUGAGGAGUUCGUGAUCCAGGAUUUCGUCGCGUCCGGCACCACCGCCGCGGUGCAGAAUAUCCACGUCACCUGGUACCGCAACAGCCGGACGGUGGUGCGGCUCCUGCCGCCGGGCCAGCAGGAUACGCGGACCACCUCCGGGGAGGCGCAGGCGUUUCGGUUCUUCGAUGGCGUCGGCUAUCUCGUGUCGUUUGGGACGGGGUAUCUGGCGGAGCUUAGUAUAGAGGAGGAGGAUGAGAUGGUCGGGGGGAUUGUGCGGGCGUGGGAGGAGGGGAUGUUUAUGGAAGAGAGGAUGGUGCUGGGGGUGAGCUCGAUUGAGAAGGGGGUGGAGUAUGUGAGUUUGUAUGUUGAUGUUGAUGUUGCUGCUGAGGAUGAAGCGGUUGAGAUCAAGGGGGCGUUGGAUGGGUUUCUGUAG
Messenger RNA from Aspergillus brunneoviolaceus CBS 621.78, 1263 nucleotides. RefSeq lists its product as uncharacterized. Lineage: Eukaryota; Fungi; Ascomycota; Eurotiomycetes; Eurotiales; Aspergillaceae. The coding region runs from base 1 to 1263 and encodes 420 amino acids. The record is from RefSeq and is a predicted model, not a curated record. The transcript is spliced from 3 exons.